This is a messenger RNA of Elephantulus edwardii (Cape elephant shrew), 3117 nucleotides long. It is a transcript of the gene B4GALNT4, whose product is annotated as beta-1,4-N-acetyl-galactosaminyl transferase 4. The record is from RefSeq and is a predicted model, not a curated record. Lineage: Eukaryota; Metazoa; Chordata; Mammalia; Macroscelidea; Macroscelididae. The transcript has 20 exons. Bases 1 to 3117 code for a protein of 1038 amino acids. Gene Ontology annotation, molecular function: acetylgalactosaminyltransferase activity. Gene Ontology annotation, cellular component: Golgi cisterna membrane.
AUGCCGUGGUUCCCGGUGAAGAAGAUCCGCAAGCAAAUCAAGCUGCUACUGGUGCUGGUGCUGCUCACCUGCGCCGCGUGGCUCACGUACGUGCACCUGAGCCUGGUGCGCCAGGGCCGCGCAUUGCGCCAGCGGCUGGGCUACGGGCGAGAUGGCGAAAAGCUGGCUGGGGUGACCGAUGGCCGCGGUGUCCAGGCUGCACCAUCCACACAGAGGGCUGAGGAUUCCAGUGAGAGUCGAGAGGAGGAGCAGGUGGUGGAAGGUCAGGACCCAAGCAUACUCUUUCCUGGGGGGCCUGGGAGACCACCCUCCCUGAACCUCACACGACAGACCCCACUAUGGCGCAAGGAGUACAAGGGGCAGGUGAACCUCCAUGUGUUCGAGGACUGGUGUGGAGGGGCUGUGGGCCACCUGAGGAGGAACCUGCACUUUCCACUUUUCCCACAUACUCGCACCACUGUGAAGAAGUUGGCUGUGUCCCCCAAGUGGAAAAACUAUGGACUUCGGAUUUUUGGCUUCAUCCACCCUGCCAGAGAUGGAGAUGUCCAGUUCUCUGUGGCUUCAGAUGACAACUCAGAAUUCUGGCUAAGCCCUGAUGAGACUCCAGCAGGUGCCCAGCUUGUGGCCUUCGUGGGCAAGACUGGCUCAGAGUGGACAGCACCUGGAGAGUUCACCAAGUUCCAUUCCCAGGUGUCUCGGCCUAGGCGGCUCAUGGCCUCACGGAAGUACUACUUUGAGCUGCUGCACAAGCAAGAUGACCAAGGCUCCGACCAUGUAGAAGUGGGUUGGCGUGCUUUCCUCCCGGGCCUGAAGUUUGAGGUCAUUGACUCUGCCCACAUCUCCCUCUAUACAGAUGAGUCAUCCUUGAAGAUGGACCACGUGGCCCAUGUCCCCCAGUCCCCUGCCAGCUAUGUAGGAGGAGUCAGCCACAUGGGAGGACAGCGACAGGAAGAGCCAAGUGCUGACAUGCUGCGUCCUGAUGCCCGAGACACUUUCUUCCUCACUCCCCGGAUGGAGCCUGCGUACCUGGAGAAUGUGCUGGAGGCCUGCACCUAUGCCCCCACCUACGUCGUCAAGGACUUUCCCAUCGCCAGAUACCAGGGGCUGCAAUUUGUGUACCUGUCCUUUGUGUACCCCAAUGACUAUACACGCCUGACGCACAUGGAAACAGACAACAAGUGCUUCUACCGGGAGUCGCCCUUGUACCUGGAAAGGUUUGGGUUCUACAAGUACAUGAAGAUGGAUGAGGAGGAAGGGGAGGAAGAUGAGGAAGUGCAGCGCCGAGCCUUCCUUUUCCUCAAUCCAGAUGACUUCCUGGACGAUGAGGAUGAGGGCGAGCUACUAGACAGUCUGGAGCUUUCCAAGGCAACCAAGACACAGAACCAGCACCCCUCCCCAGUCCUCCCUACCGUGACCGGGGCCCCCUCCUGGUCACUGACUCCACCCCAGCCCCGAGACGUCAAGACCCCUCGGCGCUCCCGGGCACUGAAAUGGGCUCACCGGGCACCGUCCCGACCACUUUUCCUGGGUCAUGCUCCACAACCCCAUGCCAAGGCCCGGCCACCAACCCCUAAGGUAUAUGUCACUCGGGUGCGCCCAGGGAAGCCUGCACUGGCCCAGGCUCCUGCACCGCUCGCACCCCGCAGCCCACCCUGGGCUCCCUUCCCUGGCCUCUUCCUCCGCCCCAGGCCUUUGCCCAAGGUGCAUCUACGGGCACCCCCACGACCACCCUGGCCCCAUGGCCACAGAACCAGCACCCCCCUGGCCAGGGCACAAGUCCCCCAGGGUAGCCACUGGCGCACACCAGGACCUGUGGCACCCACUGUGAACUCAAACUCCUCAUCUGAGGCACGGCCAGUGACCUCCUUCCUGAGCCUAUCCCAGGUGUCCAGGCCUCAGCUUUCGGGGGAGCACAAGGAGGAGGAAGAGGAGGAGGGGGAUGAAGAUGAGGCCCCAGGCAAUGAGGCCGCAUCGGAGGACAGUGAGGAAGCAGUGCGCCCAGGCAGGCACCACGGCCGCUGGCGGGAGGACGCCAUUGACUGGCAGCGUACCUUCAGCGUGGCCACUAUGGACUUUGAGCUGCUGCGCUCUGAUUGGAACGACCUGCGGUGCAACGUGUCCGGGAACCUGCAGCUGGCGGAGGCUGAGGCUGUCGAUGUGGUGGCACAAUACAUGGAGCGGCUCAAUGCACGCCACGGCGGGCGCUUUGCGCUUUUGCGCAUCGUGAACGUGGAGAAGCGCAGGGACUCUGCGCGCGGGAGCCGCUUCCUGCUGGAGCUGGAGCUGCAGGAGCGAGGGGGUGGCCGCCUGCGCCUCUCUGAGUUCGUCUUCCUGCGGCUGCCUGGGGUCCGCACGGGGGACGUGGAUGGGGAUGCAGGGAGCCCCACACCUGCACCGGUGGCCUCCGAGCACCCUGAUGGCCGACCCGAGCUCUGCCGGCCCCUGCGCCUGGUGUGGCGCCAGGACGUAAUGGUGCACUUCAUCGUGCCAGUGAAGAACCAGGCGCGCUGGGUGGUACAGUUCCUGGCAGAUAUGGCCGCACUGCAUGCCCGCACUGGCGACUCGCACUUCAAUGUCGUCCUGGUGGACUUUGAGAGCGAGGACAUGGACAUCGAGCAGGCCCUGCAUGCAGCAAAGCUGCCCCGGUACCAGUACCUGAGACGGACAGGAAACUUUGAGCGCUCAGCAGGGCUGCAGGCAGGAGUGGACGCUGUGGAGGAUGCCAGCAGCAUCGUUUUCCUCUGUGACCUGCACAUCCACUUCCCGCCACACAUCCUGGACAGCAUCCGCAAGCACUGUGUGGAGGGCAAGCUGGCCUUUGCCCCUGUGGUCAUGCGGCUGGGCUGCGGGAGCUCACCAGAGAAGCCACAUGGCUACUGGGAGGUGAACGGCUUCGGCCUCUUUGGGAUCUAUAAGUCUGACUUCGAGCGUGUUGGGGGAAUGAACACGGAAGAGUUCCGAGACCAGUGGGGUGGCGAGGACUGGGAGCUCCUGGACAGGGUCCUGCAGGCAGGGCUGGAGGUGGAGCGGCUCCGUGUUAGGAACUUCUUCCACUACUUCCACUCCAAGCGUGGAAUGUGGGACACACGGAGCCGGAAGAACUCCCGGACAGACUGA